AUGUCGACAUCAGUAUUUGAAGACGGUGAAUAUUUAACUUGUCCAUUUGAUUCAGCACAUCAAGUACUUUCGGGUAAUUUUAAACAUCAUAUUAAUCGAUGUUCACAAAAUCAUCCAAAUGUAAAAAAACUUCAAUGUCUUUUUAAUCAUGAGCAUAAAAUAGUACCUAAUAAAUAUUACGAUCAUUUAUGUGAAUGUCCAGAUAAUCCAUCAAAUUAA
Messenger RNA from Rotaria sordida, 219 nucleotides. The record is from the annotation of a GenBank genome assembly. NCBI's taxonomy places the organism in Eukaryota, Metazoa, Rotifera, Eurotatoria, Philodinida, Philodinidae.